AUGUCAGCUUCCCAGGCAGAGAAUGGAGGUCUCCUCGAUGAUGGUGGUGCCAGGAGCAGCCGGGAAGGCAAAGUCGCCCCCAUGCCCCGUGACCUGAUGAUCGUGUACGGUCUGGCGGUCCUCACGCGGCUCUUCACCAACCUGGAGGCUAUCCCGGGCAUGUCCACGACGUCCAUGCUCUGCUGCUGCGUCUUGGCAGAGUGCCUCGAGCCAUUGUGGCUCUUCCUCGUGGGCCUGGUGGGCGUGGGGGUCGCGCUGGGCCUGUCCACCUGGGGGUACCUUCAAGUCUCAGCGCUGCUGAUCUGCGUCCUCUUGCAGAUACCCCUCAGCCUCGCCUACCUGACGCACCGGUGGCUGACCCAAAGGCAUCCGGACAGUUGGAUCGUGACGCUGGCCUUCCCUUGUGUCAACACUGCCCUGUGGGUUCUCUCCUUCUUCUUCCUUCCCAUCGGCUCCAUUGCGAGCCCUGCCUACGACCUUGCGGGGCAGGCGCUGAUCCUCACUCAAUGUGCGGCGUGGUUCGGGCGCAGCGGUGUGACCUUCAUCCUUAGCUGGCUGGCGGCCGCUGGCGCUCAUCGCUUUGCCUACCCCUCGGCGACGCGGGGCUUCAGGAUUGCCGUGACCGCUUUGUUCGUCCUGUGCCUUGCUGGAGGAGCUCGGUACUACGCCACCACUGCGUUCAUGGGCAUGAAGUUCGUCCCGCCGGGAGGAGAGCCGCAGAACUACCACCGCGUCAGCUGCAUCAGCAUGAUGCCCGACAUGUAUGAGGAAACCGAGAAGCGCCUGGAGGCUGGCGACACCAUAGUGAUGCACAGCGAGGUGAGCACCCCAGCAAGGGACGGGUCUCCUGUGGACCGCUACCAGGAGCUGCUUCAGAAGCACUACGCAAAGACUGGGAUCCCGGCCCUGGUCGUGCUUUGCUUCUCCAUGGAUAGCAGGUCUUGGUACCACCUUGUGACGAAGGAUGGCUCCGUGAUGAGCUACGCCAAGAACCACCCGGUGCCGGUCAUUGAAAGCGGCCUCGUUCCAGGUGACAGCCCGCCGACGGUUGCAAAGUCCAUCAAGAUCGGCAAUGCCUCGGGGACGAUCUCCGCGACGGGAACCAUUUGCUUUGACACAGACUUCCCUUGGCUCACCCGCUCCGUGAGCGCGGCCGACAUACUGCUGGAGAGCAGCGCAACUUGGAGCAAUAUAGGCCGGCAGCACCUGCACGGGCACCAGUACGCGGCUCUGGAAAAUGGUCAGACGUUAGUCAAGUGCACUUACAUGGGCUACAGUGGAGCCAUCAAUCCUUAUGGGUCCAUCAUCACCCAGCUGCCUCAGACCAGGGACAAUGUCGUGUCCUUCAUGGUGCCUCGCUUUGCAAAGCCGCUGGUUCUGCCAACGCUGUACACGGUCUUUGAUGUCGUCAUGGGCAUCUCGGCAAUUGCCUGGCUCGUCUUGGCGCUGUCGCCGCAAGUGAGUAGCCGCUUUCUGGGCGAUGGCCAUCUGUAA
This is a messenger RNA of Symbiodinium natans, 1494 nucleotides long. The record is from the annotation of a GenBank genome assembly. Lineage: Eukaryota; Dinophyceae; Suessiales; Symbiodiniaceae.